Messenger RNA from Wasmannia auropunctata (little fire ant), 2708 nucleotides. RefSeq names its product protein lunapark-A (gene Lnpk). Bases 193 to 1338 code for a protein of 381 amino acids. NCBI's taxonomy places the organism in Eukaryota, Metazoa, Arthropoda, Insecta, Hymenoptera, Formicidae. Gene Ontology annotation, cellular component: endoplasmic reticulum tubular network. The transcript is spliced from 9 exons. The record is from RefSeq and is a predicted model, not a curated record. Gene Ontology annotation, biological process: endoplasmic reticulum tubular network organization.
ACACCGACCGGUCUCGAGGGGGGUAGGUGGACGACGAGGGCACUAUUUUAAAAACGAUCGGCAGGCGGCCGGUUUUAUGUCGGUUUCGGUGUGACACGCGCUCGACGCGUCUGCGAGACCAACGACGUCAACGGGAAUCUCUCACCGCGCUGGUCUGUGUCUUCGUCGUCGUAACGUAUACCGCCGUUAAAUAUGGGGAUAAUACUGUCCAGAUUUCAGAGAAAGAAGACAACUAUUGAAAUUUUGGAGAGUCUAGAGAAACAAAUCAAAGACAUCCAACAAUAUGGACAGACUACGGAGCAGAAACACAAGAGGAUAGUGGGAACUAUCAUCAUUUAUGGAGUUGGCCUUUAUAUUAUGAUAGCAUUCGUCUUUUACUUUUGCUUCUUCCCAGCUUCGUUGUACGAUCAGAUUUUUUAUAUAACACCAUUACUACUUUUCCCGAUUUUAAUACUUUUAACAAAGAAAAUGGUUUCAUGGUAUUAUAAUCGUAAAAUUACCCACAAUCGAGAAAAAUUGUCUACGAUCGUAGCAGAGAAGAAGAAGAUAUUAGAGGAUGUUACCGAAACGGAGACAUACAAGAAGGCUAAAGAGAUAUUAUUAAAAUUUGCACCGGACGAAUUAACCAUGUCACCUUUAACUCCAAAGCUUACUUAUAGGAUGUCGGCACCAUCUGAGACACCUCGGCGUCCUACACCCCAGGCCGUCAUAUCUCCUCUACCUUCUGAAUUAAGAAGAAGAAUCAUACCGACCCAAAAUCAUCCACAAAGCGCACAGAUUGGUGUACCUAUUUCUGGUCAAACGACACCCACCAUUAGACCGAUUAAUCAAUCUUCAAAUACUCCUUUCCAGUCUAGAAUAAUUAAUCCUGCAACCAUGGGUUUCCGAUCACCAUUACCACGACCUGUGUUGCCGCAACAAAGAACAGUGAUUGAACGUUUGGUUGAUUAUUUAGUAGGUGAUGGUCCUUCAAAUCGCUAUGCUUUAAUUUGUCGGCAGUGCGAGUCGCACAAUGGAAUGGCUUUGAAAGAAGAAUUUGAUUAUUUCGCGUUCAGAUGUUGUUACUGCGGUUUUUGGAAUCCUGCGAGAAAGCAAAAACCUUUUGCUCCAAAAUUGGAUUUUGAUAACCCUGCUGUACCUUCAGAUACACCCGAAGCUAAUUCACCUCAUGAUACAAAUGAAGAGACAAUAAAACUUACUGAGCUGGAAACAUGCACACAUUCUGAUACAGAUUCGGAUAUUGAAGUAGUUGAAAGACCAGGCGAAACAUCUGACACUCCCGAAUCGGAAACCAAGGAAUUAUUAGAUGAGAAUGAAUCUGAUAAAAUGCAGUCGUAGCACUCCCCAUAACUUUUCUAUUCGAAUAAGUAGCCUCAAGGCGAAAAGCGAUAUUUCUAAAUCAGAAUUUCAAGUAAGUUUCAAAAUUUGAUAAAAGUAGAGAGGCAGGCACGGUUGAGCAAGAAUGAAGGCGUGAAUGAAUGAAAUAAAAUAAAUUAUAUUAAAUAUGUUGACUUUCUUAACAUGUAAAUGAGAGCUAGAAGUGUGUAAAAUAUCUUUUUAGAUUGUAGGUGUAAUUGUCAAUUGAAACGUUGCUAUUUAAUGGAAAUCGUUGCUAUAAUUUAGGAAAUAACAAAUAUAUGAUUGUUGGUAAUAUACGUAAUGAAACCUAACAGACUCUUCUUAUCUAAGUUUUGAUUAUAUAGCAUUUGCAAGACAAUUUAUGGAAAACGUAUGAGAACCCUAUACACUUACGAUUAUAAAAACGAUCAUUAUCAUUCCAAACCCUUGAUUGCCUCAGCAUCAGCGUUACCGAAUGCAUAAGGCUUGAAAUGAGAAUGACAGGAAAUCAUUAGUCUAAUUUCUUUUAGAUAUCUCGUAGAUUUCAUAGAAAUAUUUAUAUACAACAAUAUUUAUAUGAAAUUGCGUUUCAUUUUUAGUUUUUGAGGCACAAUUUAAUCAAAUGCAACAAAAAAAAACUUUGCUUGAACAUUGCACGCAUGCAAAAGAUUUAUGUUGCACAUCAAUUAAUAAUGUAUUUUUUUAUAAGACUGCCUAUCUUAUCUGCAGUGGCAGAUCAUUAUUUAUAUUAGGCCACAAAUUCCUUUGAGAAGUUGAUCUUUCCUUCGUAUAUCUUAAGCUCAACCCAUCAUGCCUUUUACGUGAAUAAUGCAAUAGUUUCAUAUAUUGCUUUAUUAAACGAAAAAUGAACUGCGUUCUAGCGUAUUAAUUAUUUAAUUAAUAGUUUAGAUAUAAGGCUACUGUGAAACAUGAGUUUCGUUAUGUAGACAUGUUGAGUUUUUUUGGGGGAAAGAAGAAACGAAGAAAAAGAUAUGCAUUUUAUACCAGCAUUGUCUUUUUGCAUGGAAAAUUAUUUGACACUCAAAUGACUUCUACAUUAAAUAUCAUCAUAAAUGUAAAAAUCUGAGAAUGCGCUCUAUAUUAUAUUACUUAUGAUAACACUCUACUGUGAUUCUAGAUAGGCUAAUGAAACUCAUGAUUGUUGUAACAGCUCGAAUUCGACCCCCCAUAACGUAAUUGUGAAUUGUAAAAAAAAACCGUGAAUGUGAUUGUUUUCUCAUUAUAUUGUACUUUCUGCUUCCUAAGUAAGGAAUUGUACCGUCGUUUUUAGCGUGAUAAAUUUGUAUGUAGAAGAGAUACUUGAGAGCAAUUUGGAAAAUUCUUGAUAUGCAAUACAAUUUUAGACAUAA